Pelobates fuscus (common spadefoot toad) is the source of this 2467-nucleotide messenger RNA. It is a transcript of the gene FAM199X, whose product is annotated as family with sequence similarity 199, X-linked. The transcript is spliced from 6 exons. The record is from RefSeq and is a predicted model, not a curated record. Lineage: Eukaryota; Metazoa; Chordata; Amphibia; Anura; Pelobatidae. Bases 265 to 1395 code for a protein of 376 amino acids.
AGAAAGGAAGAGGGGCCUAAUCACUCCCAGGAAAAGCAGCGCUUUCCGCCAGGAUUCUUCCCUGGGAGCCGAGCAUUCCUCCCGCACACAGUGUAGCAGUGAGCCCAGUGAUACAUUGUAUCCUGCGCGUUCCAACGUUCCAUUGUAUCAGCGCAGGUCCUGGCUCACAUUGCUCCAGGGGAUCCCGGGCACAUGGGGCGUUCUACAGAUAGCCAGGUUAUAUAAGAGCUCUCCGGGUCCCAGCUCGGCUCCCACACACACAGCAUGUCUGAAGGCCUGUACGAGAAGUUCUUGGCUCCAGACGAGCCCUUCCCCCUCCUCUCCCAGCGCGGCAGUGUGAGCGAGGAGGGGUGCCUGGAUGUCAGUGAUUUUGGAUGCCAACUCUCAUCAUGCCACCGGACCGACCCCUUGCGACGUUUCCACUCUAACCGGUGGAAUCUAACUUCUUGUGGAACUAGUGUGGCAAGUUCUGAGUGCAGUGAGGAAUUAUUUUCCUCGGUGUCGGUUGGAGACCAGGAUGACUGCUAUUCACUACUGGAUGACCAGGACUUCACGUCUUUUGACCUUUUUCCAGAAGGCAGCGUUUGUAGUGAUGUUUCCUCCUCGAUCAGUACCUAUUGGGACUGGUCUGAUAGUGAAUUUGAAUGGCAGUUACCUGGCAGUGACAUUGCAAGUGGAAGCGAUGUUCUGUCAGAUGUCAUUCCCAGUAUACCAAGCUCGCCCUGCCUUCCAUCCAAAAAGAAAAACAAACACAGAAACUUGGAUGAGCUCCCGUGGAGUGCAAUGACGAACGAUGAGCAGGUUGAAUACAUUGAGUAUCUCAGCCGCAAAGUCAGCACUGAAAUGGGACUACGCGAGCAACUUGACAUCAUAAAAAUCAUUGAUCCAACGGCGCAGAUCUCCCCCACAGACAGUGAAUUUAUCAUCGAACUGAAUUGUUUGACAGAUGAAAAGUUGAAACAGGUUCGGAGUUACAUCAAGGAACACAGUCCUCGUCAGCGAAACACACGGGAGAACUGGAAGAGAAGUAGUUAUAGUACAGCUAGCACUAGUGGUGUAAGUGGAGCCAGUGUCAGCAGUAGCAGUGCCAGCAUGGUGAGCACAGCCAGUAGCAGUGGGUCAAGUGUGGGCAACUCUGCAUCAAACUCCAGUGCCAACAUGAGCCGGACACACAGUGAUAGCAAUUUGUCAGCAAGUGCCGCAGAAAGAAUUCGAGAUUCAAAGAAAAGAUCAAAGCAACGAAAACUACAGCAGAAAGCAUUGCGCAAGAGACAGCUAAAGGAACAGAGACAAGCCAGAAAGGAAAGACUAAGUGGCUUAUUCCUUAACGAAGAAGUCCUCUCUUUAAAAGUCAACGAAGAAGACCACGAAGGGGAUGUAGACGUACUGAUGUGACGAGGGUGAAACAAACAGUGUUCUUCCUAAGUCUUAACAACUCUACUUAACAAGUCUACUUGAGAAAAACUUUAAAGAAUGUAUAUCAGCUGGUGUAAUUAAUUCUGAGUGAGCAGCCGUUUACAGAGCUGUGUGGGUAAGACAUGAUUGCCACAGAUUUUCAGACACUUUGGGCUGGCAGUGUUCCCCACAAUUAAAAUACGUCUUGUAACUCAUCAACCUCAUUCUAUUUCGAUUUUAAGUACCACUAAAUCGGCUACUGCGUGUGCUUUGUAGGUAAGGUUUAAACUCUGAAAACUAGUUAAUUAUUGCAUAGAUUUCCCUAACCAUGUGCAACCCAUUCGCCUUAACUAAAAAUCCUGUCCGUCUAAUUUAAUUUUCACAUGGUUAACUUCAGGUCACCUGCACUCUGUAAAUACAAGAAUCAAUGAAGUGAACUGCAUCAUUAAAAAGAAAAAUACCCAAGAAUGUAAACCUGCUAAGAUUAGUAGUGUUUUUUCUCUCCUUCAUAUACCGGGUACAUUCAACACCAGAUAGUGUUAAUUACUUUUUGAAACUUGCAUCUUACAAGCAACAUGCCAUUCAUUGUAAUAGUCAUGCUAGGUUGGGUCCUUCUGUAUUGGCACGGGGAAACUUUAGAACUUAAACACAUUAUAAAACCCCCAUUUUAUGGGGCAAAUCCGUAUUUUCCUGUGAAUUGUAUACUAACUUGUCAACCAGCUGUGUCCUUCAGAAAUGACAAACGAAGACAGACGUAUGCUUGAUUUACCGUAUUAAGACAGAUGAACAUCUUUAACAAUGUUUAAUGACCCAUUACUGACAGACUUAAGAAGAACACUGUAAUGACUACACUGUGUUUUGGGAUUCAAAACUGUCAAUACUACUUGUUUACUUGUAAAUUUGUAUCUAUAUAUAAUGCACUCCUUGUUUGUACAGCUAACUGCUGAUCAGACGCCUGCGGCAAGUUAAUUGAGUGCUGUACAGUUCUGUCUGCUGUGUAUUCUAAGAACAUAUAUAUAAUAUAUAUAUUUUGUUGUGGGAAAGCAAAAUUCUAUGAAAUUCAAACAUCUUG